Messenger RNA from Notodromas monacha, 1714 nucleotides. Lineage: Eukaryota; Metazoa; Arthropoda; Ostracoda; Podocopida; Cyprididae. The record is from the annotation of a GenBank genome assembly.
UAUUUUCAGGGGUGCAACCGGGGUCUAUAACUGAGCACCAGAAAAAAAAAUGUCUCAAAGGCCGCGGGAUUAUGAUUCAAUGAAAGGGGUGACGUGGGGAGAGAGGAACCAGGAAUAUCUGGAAACUGUCUGGAACAAAGUCGUCCAUGAAACGUUAUAUUGCUUCCUUAGUCGUUUUCAUCCUCGGCUGUACCAUUUCAGGAGAAUGGGUCUUUCUGCUUGCGUAUUGGACAAAAAACCCUGUGGCUAACAUCAAUGACAUGGGAUCUGUCCACGGAUCACCGGACGAAAGGUCGUUUUUGGAGCGCUGGAACCUACAGGGAUUUCCAAAGAUCUGGUUAAUGGCAAACUUGUUUGGUUUCUUUGGAUACUUCGGGAUCGGCGGAUGGUUGCAGUGGUACUUUUAUUUCCGGAGGCGAGAGACUCCAAGCGAAUGGAAAUGUCAGCCGAAUCGUUGGAUCACGCCGGAACUCGAGCGACACGAAAUCAAAUGGGGCAGCAUAACUCUGGUCAUCACUAAUUUCUUCUCGGCAGUUCUCUCCGCCCACGUGAUCAAUGGCGGCUGGUCCAUGAUUUACUACCAGCUGGAUGAAUACGGAUGGACCUGGUUCUUCCUUCAGUGGCCAGUCAUCUUUUUGCUCCAGGACUACGCUAUCUAUUGGAAUCACCGACUCUUCCAUGUGCCGUUUUUCUACAAAAACUUUCACAAACUGCAUCAUAGCUACAAAGUUCCGACGGCAUAUUCGGUAACAGCCAUUCAUCCUGUUGAAUGCGUAUUCUUCCAAACGCUUUACGUACUCCCCGUCUUCACCAUUCCUUGUCACUGGGCCGUGUACUGCACGCUUUUGGGUUACAUUUACUACCACGGUAUCUUGGAUCACAGCGGUAUCAGGAUGAAGUCCAUGUGGCCAUGGCAGCCUGAAACAACUUUCCACGAUAAUCAUCAUCAAUACUUCCACGUGAACUUCGGUUUCAACUUCUACUUGUGGGAUGUGAUCCACGGAACCAUGAGGCGAAAGGAUCGUGUUUAUCGAGAAGAAAUUUGGAGCCAAAAGGGAUUAUCUUUGGCUGAAGUGUCUGAAGAGGUCCUAAAGGAAGAGCUUGCCGAGAGGGAAAGCGAAAAUCGUGCAGACAAGGCCGAACUCACUGAUUUCCUCAAGAGCAAACUCGCUUGAUCGAGCAAACUUAACACUGCAAAAUUACGAGAAUGAUGCAUAGCGCUUUUUAAAUGGGAGAAUGGACAAUGCAGGAUUUUGACGACUUGUAACAAUCCCGAAUUUCAAUCGCUGAGAAGAAAAUUCGCCAGAGGUUCAAUCGCAAACGCUUGCAAUUCGAAAUCAACAUGGGAUACACCAACUGUAGCCACAACAAAGAUCACAGUGAAUAAAAUGCAAUCUGAACAGUAUCAUUUGUGCCAAAAAGAGAUCAAAUCUGUUCGAUGAAACAAAGUUAUCCAAUAUAGAUAGCUGACGGAUCAUCCCGCUUUUUAUCCUCCUCAUCCUCGGGCAAAAUCGUCAAUUGUUCUUUCAAGAUUUCAGAUGAAACUUCCGUAAACAGAGCGUCCCACGUCCACUCGGAAUCGAACUGAGAAAACGACAGAAAGUUGUGAAGAACUAGAUGAUAACGAAAAAAAAAGGAAUGCAACACCAACUUCUUUCGUUUCCGGCUCCGGUGCCAUGCACUUCAGCAACGCUCGCAAAUCAAUGUCGUCUAA